CCGUCGCCCCCGCCGCGGCCCGGACCGCGCGUUAAAGCUUCGCGCCUGGGGAGGGGGCGGCUCGGCGGCUUGGACGCUGAUUCUCACGGCCGCUCAGGAGCGGUCUCCGCCGACAUGGGCUGUUUCUGCGCUGUGCCGGAAGAAUUUUACUGCGAAGUUUUGCUCCUGGAUGAAUCCAAGCUGACCCUUACCACACAGCAGCAGGGCAUCAAGAAGUCAACAAAAGGUUCCAUUGUCCUUGACCAUGUAUUCCGUCACAUAAACCUUGUGGAGAUAGAUUAUUUUGGGCUGCGUUUCUGUGACAGAAGCCAUCAGACGUAUUGGCUGGAUCCUGCGAAGACCCUUGCUGAACACAAAGAGCUGAUCAACACUGGACCUCCAUAUACUCUGUAUUUUGGUAUUAAGUUCUAUGCUGAAGAUCCAUGUAAACUGAAAGAAGAAAUAACCAGAUAUCAGUUUUUCUUGCAGGUGAAGCAAGACGUCCUUCAGGGCCGGCUGCCCUGCUCUGUCAACAUUGCUGCUCAGCUGGGAGCAUACGCCGUCCAGUCGGAACUUGGAGAUUAUGACCCAUACAAGCACAUUGCGGGAUACGUGUCAGAGUACCGGUUUGUUCCUGAUCAGAAGGAGGAACUUGAAGAAGCCAUAGAACGGAUCCAUAAAACUCUAAUGGGUCAGGCUCCUUCUGAAGCUGAGCUGAAUUACUUGCGGACUGCCAAAUCCCUGGAGAUGUAUGGCGUUGACCUCCAUCCUGUCUAUGGAGAAAACAAGUCUGAAUACUUCUUAGGAUUAACUCCGGUUGGUGUUGUUGUCUACAAGAAUAAAAAACAAGUGGGGAAGUAUUUCUGGCCUCGAAUUACGAAGGUUCAUUUCAAGGAGACUCAAUUUGAACUCAGAGUACUGGGAAAAGAUUGCAAUGAAACUUCAUUCUUUUUUGAAGCUCGGAGUAAAACUGCUUGCAAGCAUCUCUGGAAAUGCAGCGUAGAACAUCAUACAUUUUUUAGAAUGCCAGAAACUGAAUCAAAUUCAUUGUCUAGGAAACUCAGCAAGUUUGGAUCCCUAAGUUAUAAACACCGAUACAGUGGCAGGACAGCUUUGCAGAUGAGUCGAGAUCUUUCUAUCCAACUUCCCCGGCCUGAUCAGAAUGUGGCAAGAAGUCGAAGCAAGACUUACCCUAAGAGAAUAGUGCAAACGCACCCAGCUGGUUCAAACAGCAUAAACCGGGUAACGGCGAACAUGGAAAACGGAGAAAAUGAGGGAACAACUAAAAUUAUCGCACCUUCACCAGUAAAAAGCUUUAAAAAAGCAAAGAGUGAAAACAGUCCUGAUACCCAAAGAAGCAAAUCUCAUGCACCAUGGGAAGAAAAUGGCCCCCAGAGCGGACUCUACAACUCUCCCAAUGACCGCACUAAAUCACCAAAGUUCCCUUACACGCGUCGCCGAAACCCCUCCUGUGGAAGCGACAACGACUCUGUGCAGCCAGUGAGGAGAAGGAAAGCCCAUAAUAGUGGUGAAGACUCAGAUCUAAAGCAAAGGAGGAGGUCACGCUCACGCUGUAACACCAGCAGUGGUAGCGAAUCGGAAAAUUCUAACAGAGAGCACCGGAAGAAGAGAAACAGAAUACGGCUGGAGAACGAUAUGGUUGAUUCAGCGCCUCAGUGGGAAGCUGUCUUACGGAGACAAAAGGAGAAAAACCAAUCAGACCCCAACAACAGGCGAUCCAGACACCGGUCUCGCUCGAGAAGCCCCGAUAUCCAAGCAAAAGAAGAAUUGUGGAAGCACAUUCAAAAGGAGCUCGUGGAUCCAUCUGGAUUGUCGGAGGAGCAACUGAAAGAGAUUCCGUACACUAAAAUAGAGACUCAGGGUGACCCAGUCCGCAUCAGGCAUUCGCAUUCGCCACGAAGUUAUCGCCAGUAUCGCAGGUCGCAGUGUUCAGAUGGAGAGAGAUCUGUUCUUUCGGAAGUAAAUUCAAAAACAGAUCUUGUACCACCACUUCCAGUGACCCGUUCUUCGGACGCUCAAGGUUCUGGUGGCUCUACAGUUCAUCAGAGAAGAAAUGGGUCUAAAGAUAGCCUGAUUGAAGAAAAGUCUCAGAUAUCUGCAAACAGUCUGGCUGGAAAGCACACAGCAAAAACAGUAAAAACGGUCCACGCUGCACGCCUCAAGUUAGAGACUUGAUCCUGGUGAAAGCCGGGGAUGGGAGUGGGAAGGGCGCUUGUGCUGCUGGUACUUCUGAAACUGUGAAGGAGACAAGUAUUCAAGUGUCUUGGACCUGCCAAUUGCUUCUUCAGCCUAUGAAACGCACCUUCUGAAGAUCUGACUACUGCAUACUCGUGCUGGAGGGCCUUUGACUGGAAGGAUAGUGCUCUUGUAAAAGUUACCUUGACACCACCUCUUCCUCAGACUGGUAGCAGCCAGCUCCAAGUAUCUUGUGUCUGCCUCCCCCACAAGCAAGACCAGAUGCUUCUGGUGGAUGUUCUGCAAUUCUGGACAGCAGUGGACUGACUCGCUGUGCAGUGGCGGGAAGAAAGCCGCCCUCCCAGCUCCAGGGGCUUCAGCCAGUGCUGAGGUGGCCGAGGACUGACCUGUCACUCUCACAUGGCAGACACCUGUAUUCAUAAGUUCUUGUAGUAUUGUAAUUUGUGGCAUCGAGUUUCACUGGUAUUUACAAACGUAAAAAGCUUCAAGUGUGGCUUUUAAUUUGAAAGUGUCCUUGUCUUGUGUUUUCUGAAGGAGAGAAAAAGCUAAAGUGUGGAUUUCAUCCCCCCACCCUGCCUGGCCACCUAACUCGCCUGCUCUCCUGGACCUUUGCCCUCCAGAUACCUUUUCAAUCUGCAGGGAAAAUAUAAGUAUUUACGCAGGGCAUCUUUAUCUUUCCUUACCAGUCCUCUCCAGGUACCCUCAACCCCAACGCUCUGCCGGGCCCUUUCCACCUGUGCUCUGGAUAUCCCCUUGUCUCCCUCAGGAGCCCUUUAUCUUGUAGAAUGUACUCAGCUGCUUCCUUUCACUAGUUACUAUUACCAUCUAUUAAACCUGUGACUGCCGCUACCAAUCCAACUUCCACAGCCACAAAUCCUUGUCUAAGGGUUUGUUCUCAGCUAAAUUUCUCACUUCUUACACAGUCUUCAAAGUCCAUUUUAUGCCCAUUAAAGUCUCCUUCUCUUCCUUCACUCUUUUAAAGCAAACCCAUUUUGCUCUACUACUGUGACCAUCGUUAACUACCUUUCUUUCCCCUAUUGGGUUUUUUCCCAAUCCUUACACCUAGGUUUAUACCUAACAGCUUCCAGGCUUACUUUUGUAGCUGACUAGAGCAGUGUUGAGUCCACCUGGACUUUUCAAAGGUUUCAACUGGUUCAGACCCUGCCCAUCAGCCGAGCUGAGAGCCACUAAGCUUGUCCCCAUACAGCCUAUCACUAUGGACACCUGCAGUAUCACCGAGUCCGCUGGCUUUGCUUUCCUUUCUCCAUCACUCAAGCUAGUCUUGCUUAGACCCAGCUGUGGCGGUCCCUUCACUGGCCUGCCUGCUGAAUAAACCCAAGCCUUAACCGGUCUGGCCUCUACCUACCUCUUCAGCUCACUUGGUGACACCCCUAGCUCUCCCAACAGCCAUCUAAAAAUGCCUCACGGAGAGCACACAAAUCUCUAACCCAGGGCACUGAUGGGGGGAGAAGAGCCAAAGCUGUCCAAAAGACAGUUACCUUUUCCCUACCGAGGUCUGUGCAUGUCAUCCUCAGCUUUGCCUUGCAAAGAUGGCACCCACCUCGUGAACUCUGCUUUCUCAGGUUCUCCUCACUAGGGCAAAUCCUACCGCAAGGCUCAUUUGUGAUUUCUAUUUCUGCUAUUCAGCUGUAAGCUCCCAGCGGGAGAACUGUGUUCUGCUUGUCGUGUGUGCAGCUUCUAGUGCAGUGCUUUCAAUAAACUUUUCUGAAUGCCUCAA
This is a messenger RNA of Chinchilla lanigera (long-tailed chinchilla), 3934 nucleotides long. RefSeq names its product erythrocyte membrane protein band 4.1 like 4A (gene Epb41l4a). The record is from RefSeq and is a predicted model, not a curated record. Lineage: Eukaryota; Metazoa; Chordata; Mammalia; Rodentia; Chinchillidae. Gene Ontology annotation, cellular component: cytoskeleton.